This is a messenger RNA of Labrus bergylta (ballan wrasse), 2950 nucleotides long. It is a transcript of the gene susd1, whose product is annotated as sushi domain containing 1. Gene Ontology annotation, molecular function: calcium ion binding. Lineage: Eukaryota; Metazoa; Chordata; Actinopteri; Labriformes; Labridae. The record is from RefSeq and is a predicted model, not a curated record.
GUCGUACGCAGAUCUUUGGUCCAGUUGACGUUCAUUUAAUUUCACUUGAUUUAAAACCAAAAACCAGCAAGUUAAAGAACCUCUCCAGUGUAAAGUUUUACAAAGAAGUGGCAGAGUUCAUCGCCUUCUUAAAGACACUCUUGUUAAAGUGUUCCAGUGUUUUUUUGAAGCGGACAUCCCGUAGGUUCAUUAGGCCAAAUAUAGCUGUUAUCUCAACCGCAGCAUGAGUGUGCGGUUCAGCAGCGUGAGCGUUGUGAAGGGUAACUGAAUGUGUCAGAGGAUGACAGAUGAAGCCUCAGAACCAGCAGCUGGAAGAAGACCAUUAAGAAAAAGUGACCUCGGCUCACCCGCUCACAGCAUCCUCUCUCUCAGUCCUGGUUAUCAAACCGCUAAGUGUCGUCAUCAUCAUCAGCAGGGUCCACAAGGAGGAAGGACAAGAUGAACACAGAAGAAGGAGGUGGCUGAGGAGGAGUGAGGAGCGUUUCAUGAAGUGAAGAGAACAACAGGGAGACGAUGGACGCAACCAAAAUAACCAUGAAUACUCUGUUUCUCCUCUGCGUCACGACAGCAAAGCCGGCAGGAGGCCAGACUUUGGAUGUUUGUGCGAGCUGCCACGUGAACGCCACAUGUGACGACAAGUUAGACGGCUCAGGGAAAGUUUGUAACUGCAAGUACGGGUUUGUUGGAAAUGGAAGAGCUUUCUGUCAAGAUAAAGAUGAGUGUCAGAGCGGAGUCAGUACGAUCUGCGGGCCGCACACCACCUGCCAUAACACAUAUGGCAGCUACUACUGUCGCUGCCUGUCGGGCUACAGCCCGUCCAACAACAUGGACGUCUUCAUCCCAAAUGAUGGAACCCACUGCCGAGACAUCGAUGAGUGCAGGAGGAUCUCAGGCCUGUGUGGAGAUGGAGGUCUUUGCAAGAAUCUUGAGGGCAGUUUCUACUGCAGCUGCCAGCUGGGAUACCAAGUCCACAACGGACCAGAGCGCUUCAAUCCUAACACAAACAAAGCUUUCUGCAAAGUGGUUGACUGUGGGAGGCCCGCUGCAGUGGAGGACAUGGUGUUGCUAUCAGUCCCAUGGACCACAUACGGCAGUGUGGCCAUGUUUGCCUGUGAUGAAGGCUUUGUGUGGAGAAGUGGAGCCAACAGUUCUGUGUGCGGAGCUGAUGGACGGUGGAGAGGACCAACUACGGUCUGUGAAGAUGUUGACUGCGGCUCUCCGCCCUCGACGCCUCACGCUCACAUUCUGUGGAAAAAGAGUUCAAGGGUGGGCGCUAAGGUGCACUAUCAGUGUCACUCUGGAUAUCAUAAUGUUGGAAAGGGCGAUGUGUCCAUGUGUACGGCUGCUGGAUCGUGGGAGAGACCGCCGGUGCUCUGUCAAGAGACCUUGUGCGGAUUUCCUCCGGUGAUUCAAUCCACUGAGCAGGUGUGGAACAAUAAAUCAACACCUGGAAGCACCGCGCUUUAUUUUUGUAAAGACGGGUUUCGUUACCAAGGAGGACACAAUGUUUCGACCUGCAGUGGAAACGGUCAGUGGAAACGUCCAACUUUGUCGUGCCAAGAAAUCAAUUGUCAAAGGCCGGUUUUUAAACCUCAUGCUAAGAUGCUAUGGGACGGCACGUCACAUCUUGGCAGUGUGGUGCGUUACCAAUGUGAGGAAGGAUAUCACACCAGGAGCCCGAGAAAUGUCUCGGUGUGUGGAGAGAGUGGACUGUGGGAGGACACUGAUAUAUGGUGUGAAGAGAUACGCUGUGGCCCCCCACUAAAGCUCCCCCAUACUAACCUCCUGUGGGACGGCUCCAGUACCCCGGGCAGUGUGGUGCUGUAUGAGUGCAUGGAUGGAUUUUAUCAGGAGACUGGACAUAAUGUGUCGUCAUGUUUACUGUCAGGAGAGUGGGGGGAAGUGUCUGUAAAGUGCAAAGCUAAAUGUGGCCCCGUGCCGAUCCUGGAGAACUCAGAGGUGCUGUGGCAUAACAGAAGUGUUGUGAUCCACCGCUGUGUGGACGGAUAUCACAGCUGGAGGGGCAGCAACGUGUCCGUGUGCAGCAGCUCCGGUGUGUGGGAAAACGCGACCAUGACAUGUGUCGAACUAAAGCCACCCGUCACUCACCUGUUUGUCGUCGAUGAAAAGUGUGUGCACUGGAGAGCAGAGAAGUACGAGGACGACACAGAAGUUUACAAGGUGAUGUGUGUCGGAUCCAGAGACUACCAGAGGUCCUUUCAUGAUAAGAGGACGCGGUUUUUGAGAUCCAAGUCCGACCAGCUGGAAGUGUGUCUGAAGCUGCUUCCUGUCACCAACUACAGCAUCUCCAUCACUGCAGUGUCUGCCAGGUUCACAGCCAGCAUCACCACUAACACCAGUUUAACAGCGCCUCCAGCACCCGAUGUCUACUUCAGAGAAUUUGAGACCCCUUUACCGACGUUGAAGCUACGAAGGUCACUUAACACGCUCGACCCUAUAAGUGUGUACCAGGUGUUUGUGCUUCCUGUGGAGGGGGUCAUGACCUUUGACUGCUUGUCUCCUGCGAGCCGACACUCCUCAAACGAGCCCCCUGCAGAGUACAUCGCUGCCAUGAUGGAGGUCAUACGUGUCGGGAUGGAGUUGAACUUCACUGUCGGGGACGGACUCCUCUACGGAGGCUACUUUAACGCUCGACUUGAGAACGGCAGGAAUUACUACAUAGUCCUACGAGCGGUCAGUCAGUGGAACGAGGCUGAAAGAAGCACUUGCGUCCUGUGGGCUAAAGUAAGAGGUACGUCCUUUGUUAUGAAGGUUUCUGCGUCGUCUGCUGCUGCUUCAGUCGUCUUCGUUGCUGCGAUCAUGUUGGGAGGAUUCAUCUGGUAUUACAGGAAGACCUGACGCUCUUCAGUGCUGAUGUUUUUGUGAUUUUAAAUGUUGACCUCACACCUGUACAUUUUGUAAAUCAUUUUAAUAAAACCAUUUUCAGUUA